AUGUGGCCCCACUUUGGCAUACAUGCUCUCCUUGUAAUGAUUGUCACCUUCGGUCCUGUGCCUGCUGCAACGCAGAGCGAAAACGAUGUCCCUGGAGAAGAUCUCUAUCCCCCUCUGUGGGACCUGGCCCCUGGAAAUCUGCUGGAUUUCCCAGUAAAGGACAACAAAAUUGUCAUCAAUGCUUGGAACUAUCAAGAUCGACUAGGAGUGUAUAAGAGCCUGCUAAGUGCUUCAGCCAAAUAUUUUGAUGCCUUUGGACCCCAAAACAGUGGCAAUAUUCUCUGGGGAUUACCAUUGCAGCAUGGCUGGCAAUUUCGUACAGGUAGAUUAGCAGAUCCUUCUGAUGUGACUUCCUGUGGCUAUGAAAAUGGAGAGCCCCUGUGCCAAUCUGUAAGAAGCUGGUGGUCUUGUAUGAAUUACUAUCUGUCUAUUAUACCCUUCCUGGGGGCAGUGGAGGCUGGCCUCUUUGGGCAGCUGCCAUAUGAGGUAGAAAUAUUGCCACCAGAGGAGCAAAAAGAUGAUUUCUGUUACAACGUUAAAGACUGCUGGUCUCGCAUGCCCAAGCUCAUGGAUGACUGGAAGGCUUUUUUUGAAUAUCUGUUAUCUACAGAACACAAAGCUGUGAGCUCUGCCAGCCUCUCCUCCUUCAAACUGGAUGAUGCCCUUGGCCUCAUGUGGAAGGCACACACCUCCUCCAUUGCUUACGCACUCCCCAUGUUCCAUGACAGCUUAAAAUAUCUCUCUGAUCCAGAAGCAAAUUUUGGAGAAGACUGGGCUGAUGCUGUAGAUUUCAUUGCCGCCACACACUUCAGAACAGACUUGCUGACCACAAACAACUUCCAGGCUUUCCUGCCCCAGAGGAUGCUUGUUGAAGGGGAUGUUCUCCCAUCCAUUAGUGAUUUCAGUCCAGAGCAAAAUAAGGUUCUGGUGUCACUGAGAGUUCUUCACAAAGUAAAUAAAAUAACAGGAGGAUUGCUGCUGAAGGUCUGGCAGAAGGCUAUGUCCACUGAAGCAGGAAGAAGAAUAGGCCGAGAACUGAUUGAAGGCUUGCCUUCGAGCCCGAAGCUCGAACUACUUGACCUAAUAGAAAUUUAG
Molecule: messenger RNA, 1095 nt
Organism: Zonotrichia leucophrys gambelii
Lineage: Eukaryota; Metazoa; Chordata; Aves; Passeriformes; Passerellidae
Gene: C3H6orf58
Product: chromosome 3 C6orf58 homolog
Exons: 6
Coding region: 1-1095 (364 amino acids)
Source: RefSeq, a predicted model, not a curated record